This is a messenger RNA of Triticum dicoccoides, 582 nucleotides long. RefSeq names its product early nodulin-93-like. The transcript has 3 exons. NCBI's taxonomy places the organism in Eukaryota, Viridiplantae, Streptophyta, Magnoliopsida, Poales, Poaceae. The record is from RefSeq and is a predicted model, not a curated record. Bases 81 to 392 code for a protein of 103 amino acids.
CUCAUCUUGCCUCACACACUUCACUGCUAGCUACUAGUUCAUUUGCUUGCGUUCUCGUGCCACCAACCUCGAUCGCCAAGAUGUCUACGGUGAGCUGCGCCUACCUCGACCAGAGGCUCGCUGCCGCCAACCGCUGCUCCAAAGAGGCUGCCAUGGCCGGAGCCAAGGCCGCGGCUGUCGCCACCAUCGCCGCCGCAGUCCCCACCCUGGCGAGCGUGAGGAUGCUGCCGUGGGCGAGGGCGCACCUGAACCCGACCGGGCAGGCCCUGAUCAUCUCCACCGUCGCCGGGAUGGCCUACUUCAUCGUCGCUGACAAGACCAUCCUCUCCAUGGCCAGGAAGCACUCCUUCCAGGAUGCGCCGGAGCACCUCAAGAACACCUCCUUUCACUAGUUAGAUCCAUUAUUAGUAAUCCCAGUAAACCUUGUGCGCCAAAGUGCAUAGCGUACAGUGAUCAGCAAGGGAGGUCAGGGAUGCUCCUGGAUAGUCUUGUACUGCGAGUGCAAUUUCUCAUUUCAUAAUAUAAUUUUCAUCAUGCAAGUAGCCAUGUACAGUAUCUUUUGAGCUGGCAAUACUGAAUGAU